AUGACUUCACCAUGCAAAGGCUCUAUACAAACUUCCUGCUGCCAUUCAUUCUCAUCCUCAUCAUCAUCAUCAUUUACACUAUUACAACAACAUCUUCUUUGUGGAUUUCAUCAUCUUCGUAGGCGAGUAGCCUCACCAGAGGCUAUUGUAUAUGGUGUUGUUGGACUGCUGUUGGCGGCGGAAGGUGCCCACUACACACUAAGAUGGAUGUACUGGAGACGAAAGAGAAUAGAAAAGCAACAGCGGGAAAAAAAGAAGGUGAAAUCUUGUGAAUAUGAUACUUUAAAAGAAGAAGGAAAUAAUGAAGAAGAAAAUGAAGAAGAAGAAGAAGAAGAAGGAAAGGUAUCUUCUAUAGAAGAUUAUUUUUCUAAACUAAGUGCUGUGAUCCUUGCAGCCCCAUGUACACCAACAGAAAUAGCCGAAACUCGUAUAGAGUUGAUUAUUCCAUUUGUUUCUCCUAUUACUAGUAGUACUGGUAAUACUUUUGGUGUGGAUGAGACAAUUCCAGAAAUUGUUAGGAUUCUUUGGGAGAAUCGUGUACGAUAUACAUUAGAUGAACGUGAGAUUCUCAUGUUACUAAAGCGUGAAACUCAAUCACAUGAGUGUGGGAAAAACUACGCUAUUGCUGCUGCCUCUUUAGCAUUACUUUGGCGAUUGCAGUUAGUACGAUCUGUUCACGAAGCACUAAUUAUACACGAAGAUGUUAGUCGUUGUAGUGAUGAACUGGAUGAUUUAAAUACGUACUCAUCACGCUUUUACCAGGUUUUUAUUUCUCCACUAAAUGAUACUUUAGUGAGAGAAGCAUCCAUCGUAUCAUUAUCAUCAUCCACAGCAGUAUCUGUAGCAAGAGCCACGGCAACGGCAACUAUAUUUAUGACUUGUUGGUAUUCACUUUCUGCAGAAUUGCAGCAUCUACGUUCUCGUCGUCGAGCACUACAAUUACGAAAUCUGUGGAGUUUGGCUAAAUAUGCAUACGCUAGUGGAAGAGAUCGAUUAGCCACUUUUACAGUUAUGAGUGCACUCACAGCAAUUGCAGCUUGUAAUGCCAAUGCGGGUCUUAUUCUACGAGAACGUGUUAUCCAAUCACCACUUUCCACAACUUCUUGUAAUUCUCUUAAUAGUUGUGGAGGAGGAAUCGCAUCUUGGCAGACAACGACGUAUAAUAUUCUUUCUUUAUUGGCAUUUGAAUGGGCACGGCAGAUUGUAACGGAGGGAAUUACUCGAAUUAUGCGGGAUUACAUUCGGGCCUCGGCAUCUCGUCAUCGUGAUUAUGUAAAGAGACGAUUGUAUGAAGCUCUAGUCCACACACCAUUAAGUUAUUUUGAUAUGAAUGAUCAUGAUACAGUGGAACAGCUCUUAUAUUACGCGAAUGAUCUUGAGGGAGUGGAUGUGUAUGUACAUGAUUUCUUUGCAGGUGCUGUUCGUGUAGUAAUGAUGCUUUCAGCUGCGGGAAGUGUACUUCAUAAUAGAGAUCGUGCGGUGGUAUUUCUGACGGUUGUGGGAGGCCGAAUGGCUGUAAAGGUAUUAACGUAUUUACGUGAAGAGUAUAUAGUAAAGAGUAACAGGGUCAAUGAUAAUGCCUUUAAUACUAAUAAUCCUAAUAAUAAUAAUAAUAAUAAUAAUAAUAAUAAUAAUAAUGAUGGGUAUAUGUAUGCGAAUGAUGCUGAAGAAGAAGAGAAUGGAAAUACUGCAACAGAUGGUAUCAUGUUGCAUGGAAUGGAAAUUAUUGAACAUAUUCACGAAUUACGCCCAUACGCGGCGGAGACAGCUUUAAUGAGAUGGUGGAUUUCAUAUACAUCUAAAUAUUGGAAUCAACCAACUGGGAUAAGGCGUAUACUACAUAUUUUACUCUCUUCUCAUCGAUUAUGGGCUAUAGAUGGACUUGUAUCUGUUAUUAAGUCUUUCAUUCCAUCUAUAGUGGCGGUAUGUUUCUCUGAAGGCUGCACAGCCAGACGUGGGGCUCUCACUGAAGGUAUACACGCCGCACAGGAGAUGUUGGAUCAUUUAAUAGAUGCCCAACGAGUGAUAGAAGUGGUAUUGAAUAAUGCCUAUAAGGCUAAUAUACUAGAACGUAUAUUGGAUUCCCGUCACUGGGAAGAAAAGGAUGAGGAAUAUAUGAAUGAAAAGGAGAAGCAGAAGGAAAAGGAAAAGGAAGAAGAAGAAGAAGUAGAAGAAGAGGAAGAAGAAAAAGAAAAAACUAAGAAUGAUAAUCAUAGUAAUAAUUAUAAUAAUCAUAUUGAUAAUAAUAAUACUUCAAAGUCAACUACUGGUAAACAUCUUCUAUAUAUGAAAGCUGAUCUUGAGGUUCAUGGUAUACGAGCAGAGGGAUUGCAGUUUCAAUAUCCCACAGCCCCAACUGUGAAUGCCUUCUUAACGCCGCUUUCAUUUAUUAUUCAACUACAAAAUUCAACCACAGGAUCAGGAGAAAUGAUUUGUGUAACUGGAUUAAGUGGAUGUGGUAAGACAACACUUUUGCGUCUUUUACUGGGACUUUACACGGCGAACUCUGGAAGUCUGAUGCUGCAAUUGCGGGAAAGACAUCCCACAAGGAAAUUACACAUGGAAAAGAAAGAAGAAGAAAAAGAAAAAGAAAAAGAAGAGAAAGAUGAUAUAGAAUGGAUUCCGAUUACAUCCAUUCCACGUCAAUUACUUCGAUGUCGAUUAUUCAGUUACGUUCCGCAGGUCGCCACUCUAUUUCCUGGUGCCACUAUUGCUCAAAACAUUUCUUUACAAAAUCGUAUUUCCAUCACAGAAACAUCUCUUCUUAAACGAAUAUACACUUGUGCAGAGGCGGCAUCUUGUUUAGAUUUCAUUGAUCGUUUACCGCAGGGAUUAUUAACACCGCUGGCAGAUGCGAAUGGCUGGGCCUCGCCUGGGGCUGUUCGCCUGAGUGGAGGACAAGCCCAACGACUGAUGCUCGCCCGGGCACUUUUUCACAGCGGCGGAGUUUUGUUAAUGGACGAGCCAACAGCCGCUUUGGAUAGUUUAACAAAGCAGAGAAUGAUAACAACAUGGAGAGAUCUUUUACAAUCCGGUCAAUUGCGAGGGAUAUUGUGUGUUACCCAUGAUCCAGAGGUGUUGGGAAAGGCAGAUCAGAUUGUUCGGCUUUAA
Molecule: messenger RNA, 3111 nt
Organism: Trypanosoma theileri
Lineage: Eukaryota; Euglenozoa; Kinetoplastea; Trypanosomatida; Trypanosomatidae
Product: putative ABC transporter
Exons: 1
Coding region: 1-3111 (1036 amino acids)
Biological process (GO): transmembrane transport
Molecular function (GO): ATP binding; ATP hydrolysis activity; ATPase-coupled transmembrane transporter activity
Source: RefSeq, a predicted model, not a curated record